AUGGAGUUUACUUACAAUAACAACUACCACGCUGGCAUUAAGAUGGCACCUUACGAAGCGUUGUACGGAAGGAGAUGCAGAACCCCUUUGUGUUGGUUUCAAGACGGGGAACAUUUGAUAGUUGGGCCAGAGUUAGUUCGACAGACGUCAGGGAAGGUGAAACAUAUCAGAGACAAGAUGAAGACGUCCCAAGGUAGACAAAAGAGCUACGCGGACAACCGACGAAGGGAAUUGGAGUUUGCACCCGGGGACCAUGUGUUCCUUCGUGUCACCUCAACUACCAGAGUAGGAAGGGCGAUCAAGUCGAAGAAGCUUACACCGAAGUUUAUUGGGCCUCAUCAGAUCAUUGACAUGAUUGGGCCGGUGGCUUAUCGCAUUGCUUUACCGCCUUCCUUGUCCAAAAUUCAUGAUGUACUGCAUGUGUCUCAAUUACAGAAGUACAUUCCAGAUCCCUCACAUAUUAUCACCAGUGAUGAAAUCGAGUUAAAGGAUAAUUUAACUUUUGAGGUUUCACCUAAGAGGAUUGCGGAUAGAAGCAUCAGGCAGUUGAGGAACAAUCAAGUAUCGUUGGUAAAGGUGAUUUGGAAUCAGACCACGAGAGACGCCACGUGGGAGCUAGAGGAUAAGAUGAGGGAUCAGUACCCUGAAUUGUUUUUGGACCCUUAG
This is a messenger RNA of Lotus japonicus, 666 nucleotides long. RefSeq lists its product as uncharacterized. The transcript has a single exon. The coding region runs from base 1 to 666 and encodes 221 amino acids. Lineage: Eukaryota; Viridiplantae; Streptophyta; Magnoliopsida; Fabales; Fabaceae. The record is from RefSeq and is a predicted model, not a curated record.